AUGGCUUCGUUCUUUAUUUCGAAGCAACAGCUCAAUAAGACAAAAGCGGUCCCUCAUGGCGGACUUGGUGGACUGGUUUCUCCGGGAGGAGGUGAUACUGGUGGCAACGAUGCCGAUGCGGCAUGUGAGUCCCGGUGGACAAAAUCCAAGCGACGACGACCUCCGCCAAUUCAAAUCGCAAGUGGCCUUGAACUCUCACCGAUAUCGCCCGCCCAAAUUUCCGCAGCAUCGAGCCUUGGAUUUGGUGGUCUGUGGACGCCAAAGACACCUACGGACCGAAAUCGUUCACGUUCGCUGAUAGGAGGUGACGCGAACGAAAAGGUUUCCCCGUUGAUAUCACGCUAUGAUUCUGCCGCGCCUUGCCAACCUCAUUGCUCACCUCCACAAACACCCAUGAGUCCAAGGGUCUCACAAACUUCACUACCAGCUGAACUUCCUGGAUCCCUCCUCCUACCGAGCCAAGGCUUCCCGCAAACGAACCCGAUAUCACCCCCUCCUUCAAUUCGUGUCCUCCGCAGGGACACCGGAGACUCGUCCUUAAGUUCGGCUCGAACGCUGUCAACAUCUGCUUCCACUGAUGAAGAGAACAUGGAGACACUUCGACACCUCACCACACCAUUAAGAAAGAACGACAGAUUUGGAACCCUCUCAAUAACCCCAGCCACUACCGGAGACCGGCCCAUCGAGGCUUCGCGGAUAACUAGGCCCUUUUCUGCUAUGGGAAUGGAAGAGCUACUGGCCCGCCUGCCUGAAUUAAAUCCUUCGACGAUAUCCCAGCUGUGGCUUCCCGCAUUCCGCAUUCAAUUCCAGAAAAUGACCGCUGUGCUUCAGGACGCCACGGAAGUGGAACUUGAUUCAAGCCUCGACCGGAUAGCUCUCCAGAAGGACCUGCAAUCGUUUUCUGACGGACUCCGCGUCAUUACAGCAUCUUACCACAAAGUCGUAGAGUCCGCCGAAUCAGUAGCCGAGCGAGACACCAAAAAUCGUCAGGAGCGUCUCAAAGAACUAGAGGUACAAGUGGAAGAGGCCCUGGAAAGCAUCGGAGCAAAAGACAAGGAGAUUGCACAUCAAGAGAGAAAGAAUACCGAACUCAAGCAUACUAUCCACGAGGUCGUCCGCGUUCUGGGUGCAUUCAUCCACGACCAUGUUCCCGAUCGGUGGGAUAGCAUCAACGAAUCGAGAACCCAAGAAGUUCUUCAGAUUAUUUCCGAUUACGCACGUCACGCGGACAACAAAUCCGUUCGAUACCUCCGUGUCCCUGAAGCCACGGUUGCCCAAUACGUACGAGACCUCCAAGAGCUACAAAACCUGAUUGACUAUUAUCGAAAGGUCUCACACAGUCAGGCUAAAAUGAUCAAUCAACAGUCAGAAAGUCUCGACGCAUAUGUGGACAAAUACGAGACCGCGGUCAAUCUGGUGAAAGAACGCGAGCAUGAAAUCCUGCUUCUCACGCAGCACAAUAAAGACCUGGCCAAACAAGUGGAGCGAUACGAAGAGGAGUUGAUCCAGACCCGAGAGGCCCAUACCGAAGCAGAGCUCAUGGUCCGACAAUAUGAAGAACUUCGUGGCAGCAUGGAAAGUUUGAAGAUGGCACAUGCAUUGGAACUCGAUCAACGCGAUGCAGAGAACGCCAACCUUCGUCAGAAGUUAGGAAGUGCUCGUGAAGAAGUCUUUGCUCGCCGAGAGGAUGUGAAAAAUAUCCUGACUCAAGCACGGAAUAUGCUUCAGUCUACCGAUACGUCGACGGCUAAGAGCAGGAACGCCUCCAAAGCAUUAAGAUUUCUAGGGAUGGAGCAAGACAAGAAAAAGAUCAAGAAACCCGGCCUUCCCUCAAGUCAGAGCAUGAUGGGACUUUCGAAACCCGCUUUCGAUUCUCCUACUUGGUCAUCCGAUUCGAGAUACUCUUCCAAAGAAGUAACGACUGAUGAACCUACCCUUCUACGAAAUCGGUCUCUUCAGAACCGAUUUCGAAGUCAAACCAAUCCCAAUGCUCCCGUUGACGGUUCUACCGGAUCUACCGACUGCACCCUCCCAUUAUCGGUUGUUCGACCAAGAUCCGAUACACUUGGGGCAACUCAACGUCACGAUGAACUUGGCUCUCCCAUAAACACCGACAAGGAUUUACCCAAGCCACCCACUCAAUUAUUCCCAUCAUUUCUAUCAGCAGCUCGACUUGCAGAAAUCACACAAUCCAUCGACAGUCCAACAGAAGCUCAGAUUGCAUCAGACUACUUCAAACACGGUAUUAUUGGACAGACGUCUACUCGUCGCGUGCUGAGCAAUAUCCCAGAGGUCCCCGUCUACAACGCAUCUGAAGCAGAUAUUCAACAGGACAAGAAUUUCGAGACCAUGAACGAGAAAGAUUCGGAUAGUGUCGAUAGUAGCGACCGGGAAGUCUAUCGCAAGAGUAUCUGCGCAUUGGACAUGCUAAACAGCUCAACUCUGCUUGACAACGAGACGGCGACAAGUCUCGAGAGAAUUUUACGUGGUCGCACGAGAAGUGAACCGAGCAACUCCCACAUACCGACCCCUAGCGAUCAAUCGCAAGAACCCCGGACAGGAGUGGCCCGCGUGCUUCAACUCCGACCUGGCAAUGGAGACCUACGAGACGCGACGAGAGAACGAGAUCGAGAUUUUGACCGCGAAGAAAGAGUCAGACAGAGCCUCAUGUCAGAUAGUUCCGGGUAUCGGACCGAAGACUCGGAGCCGCAGACUGUUACACAAAUGUAUCAUCAAGGACGACGACACAUCCGUGGCUGA
This is a messenger RNA of Rhinocladiella mackenziei CBS 650.93, 2760 nucleotides long. RefSeq lists its product as uncharacterized. The record is from RefSeq and is a predicted model, not a curated record. The transcript has 2 exons. The coding region runs from base 1 to 2760 and encodes 919 amino acids. Lineage: Eukaryota; Fungi; Ascomycota; Eurotiomycetes; Chaetothyriales; Herpotrichiellaceae.